AGGUUGCUGGGACUUGUAAUAUUUAUUAUAUCAGCACACGUGCAUGAUUCUCUCGCAAAACAUUAUCAUAUAAAAUUGAGGCACGGAAGGCAUCGCCGACAACACGGUGAAAGUUAUCUGCCCAGCAGCUUUGUACAGGACACGGAUGAGCCUGAGAGAGGCAAUUGGGGACCAUGGUCGACACCCAGUUCCUGUUCGCGUUCCUGCGGUGGCGGAGUUGCUCAUCAAACCAGACAAUGUCUCGACAUAGAUGACAGUGGUCAUGACAAGUGUACUGGUUCGUUCAGAAGGUUUUUUUCAUGCAACAUUCAAGAAUGUCCUGGAGAAUCAAAGGAUUUUCGUGCGGAACAGUGCGAGGAGUUUAAUAACGUACCUUUCGAAGGAGUUUAUUACGAUUGGAUUCCGUACACCGGAAGUCCGAAUAAAUGUGAACUAAAUUGUAUGCCACGAGGCGAGCGAUUUUUCUACAGACAUAAAGUCACUGUGAUCGACGGUACUCCUUGUGAAGCUGAAAAGAAUGACGUUUGCGUCAAAGGCAAAUGCAUGCAUGUCGGGUGUGAUAUGAUGCUAGGUAGUGAUGCUAAAGAAGAUGCGUGCAGAGAAUGUGGUGGCGAUGGCUCAGAUUGCAAUACCGUUACAGGUUUAUUUGACACAGACGAUCUCCAAGUGGGUUAUAUUGAUAUUUUACUUAUUCCCGAGGGUGCGACAAAUAUUAUCAUAAAAGAAAAUUAUCCAUCCAACAAUUAUUUAGCCAUACGCAACACAACCGGACAUUACUAUUUAAAUGGCAAUUGGAGAAUAGAUUUUCCACGCAGCUUGCGCUUUUCUGGUACUAUCUUUCAUUACGCUAGAGAUCCUCAAGGAUUUGCAGCACCCGAUACCAUCACGGCUCUGGGACCUACAAAUGAACCGAUUUACGUAGUGUUGCUCUAUCAAGAUCGCAAUGUAGGAGUGCAUUACGAGUAUAGCAUACCCAAGAAGUUUUCGGUGCGUACCGAUCCAGAUAGUUACACCUGGAUAACCGAUGAAUUUUCAAGUUGCAGCGUUAGUUGUGGUGGAGGCUACCAAUCGAGACGGGUAGUAUGUGUACGAAGGCGCGACAAUCAGCCGGUGGAUGAGAGCUUAUGCGAUCCGCAGUUGGAACCAGCUGACACUCAAAGUUGUAGCGAAGAACCAUGUCCGCCUAUUUGGGUAGAAGGCCCAUGGUCAACUUGCACGAAACAUUGCGGCGAAGGGGGCGAGCAAACUAGAGAUAUCAAAUGCGAGCAGAUCAUCUCAGGUGGGAUAGCUUCCAUAGUGGACGAUACUCAAUGUCUAGAAAAAGUGGGGCCGAAAGGCCAGACUAAGCAAGAAUGCAAUAAAGACGUGGAUUGUCCACAGUGGCACGAAGGACCGUGGAAGCCUUGCGAUCAUAUAUGCGGUCCUGGUAAACACACUAGGACAGUCACGUGUUACAAGAAGGUAGAUGGCAAAAUCCAAGUUCUAGAAGAUGAAGCAUGCGAAGCGGAAAUGCCUGAACGCGAAAAAGCUUGCGAGUUGAGACCUUGCGCUGGUCUCGAUUGGGUUACCUCGGAAUGGAGCGGAUGCGAGGAGAAGUGUGAUCUCAUCAAAGAAACCAGAACGGCACAUUGCGCUACUCAGGAGGGCACAGUUUAUUCAGAUAACCUGUGUGAUGCAAACAAGAAGCCGGAAUUGGAAAGAGACUGUGAGAAAGCUAAGAAUUGCGAUUUCCAGUGGUUCACUUCGCAAUGGAGCGAGUGUUCGGCAAAAUGUGGACAUGGCGUUCAAACGCGCAAAGUGUUUUGUGGCACUUUUAGCGAUGAUAUUGUGAAGAAAGUUCCAGACGAGAAUUGUGAUUCUGCAAAGAAAUUUGAAAAUACGAAAAAUUGCACCGCUGAAGAACCAUGUAAGGGCGAAUGGUUCGCAGGACCUUGGAGCAAGUGUUCGAAACCAUGUGGCGGUGGCGACAUGACACGUAAAGUGAUUUGCAUGAAGGAUAACAAGACGGUACCUGUGAGUCAGUGUAAUGCCGACAACAUCAUUUUCUCUACCGAAAAAUGCAAUGAUCAACCUUGUGAAGAAGGCGUGACACCAACCGACGAGGAGCAUCUAGAUGAGAAAAUGAUAGACUCGGAUGAAGAAGAGUGUGAAGAGGAAGAGGGAGAAGAAGGUGCUGUUGGUUUCAGUCUUCCUGUGGGAAAAGUGACAAUAGGCAAAUUAAUCGAGGAAACAGAAGCAACAUCUCCGAGUUCGUUGUUCACCGGAAGUGAUACUUACGACACUAUGUUUAGCGAUUCUACGAGAGGCGAUAUAUCACUUUCAGAAUUGGGUAGCGGCGAAGGUAGCGGUGACGAUAAUUUUACCAUGUUUGACACUAGCUUCUUCGUCGGCAGCACUAUCGACAUCGGUUCUACUGUCGUCGAAGAGAGCGAAAGUUCAGUUAGUGAAAUUACAACGGAAGGCAAAGCCGGCACAACCGAGUUUGGGAUAGACGUAACUGAACCGUCGGACAUUACCCAAGGAACCGACGUAACGCUCGAAGGAUCCGGUACCAAUCCAGAAGAAGGAUCCGGCGCCAAUGCAUCUACGAACGAAUUAGUUCAAGCCUCAACAUCGGAAUUCAACGGAACAACAGAACAAUCGACAGAUUAUUCCGUUACCAUCUCCAGCGAAUUGACUAGUGAUGCAGAUAUCGGAACAACAAUCGAAUCCAGUGGUAUAACAACUGAUUUGGACAACGUAACAAGCGAUACAAAUGAAUCAGCUACCACUAUCGCUUCGGCGGAAACCACAAUUUCUUCCACGACUGGACCGACAGAAUCCACCGAAACAGAAACAACAGAUAUGACGACUGAUACGACCGAAUCGACAGAGAGUGAAACAACAUCAAAUACCGAAUCCACAGAUACGACCGAGUCUACGCAAUCUACAUCAAGUACAUCUUCAGAAUUAUCUUCAGAGACGGAGACUACAGAAAUGACUGAAAACGAGAUCACUACGUUCGAAACAGCAACUGAAAUGACAUCAACAAUGGUUUCUCAGCCAACAACCGAAUUGAAUGUACAAGGCGAGUAUGAUUUCGGUUCAGAGGAACAGAGUACUGAUGCUAUAACUACGGUAUCUAGUCAAACGAAAGAAAGCUACACUACAACAGUUGACAGUACAGAAAACACUACUGAGAUAACGGAAAUAACCGAAUCUGAAGAGACAAUUGAGUUCAGCAUUAGCACAGAAUCAGCUGAGAUAACAGAAUCUGGAUUGACGACUGAAUUUAGUGAUUCUGUUACGACUUUAAGCGCAACAGAAUCCAACGAGACUACUGUCAUGGUUUCUACGGAGACUACCGAUUCAUCUAUGACAACCGAAUCAAGCGAGACAACUUUGUCAAGCGAAAUGACUGAAUCGUCGAAUACAACAUCGUCUUUCGAGGAGACAACAGUAUCCGGUGAGACCACUGCAGGGGACAUUACCUCCACAGUCACAAGUGAAGAAACUGAUCUUACCGAAAAGACUCAUAUCACGGAGAUAUGGACAACCAGCUUCCCAGAAGUAACGGCCCAUAAACGGCAAUGUAAACCAAAGAAGAGCUGCAAAAAAACGCCGUUCGGAUGUUGCUACGACAAUAUCACCGCUGCUCAGGGACCAUUUGGACAAGGUUGCCCGACGCCUCAAACAUGUAACGAGACACGAUAUGGUUGCUGCUCCGAUGGCGUAUCACCUGCUACUGGUCCAAAGCACAAGGGUUGCCCCGACUCACGUUGCAAUGAAUCACUUUUCGGUUGCUGUCCCGAUGGUAUUACUACAGCGCAAGGCAACGAUUAUGAAGGAUGCAAGAAACCUUGUAAAGAAACAGAAUUUGGAUGUUGUCCAGACAAUGAGACUGCAGCUAGUGGAAAGGCUUAUUUGGGAUGUUGUAAUGUCACCGAGUUUGGUUGUUGCCCAGGUGAUAUUAAAGCCGCUUCUGGUCCUAAUGGUGAAGGUUGUGAGGAAGAAGUCACUUCUGAAACGGAAAUACAUGAAAAAACAACAAUUUCGCUCGAAGAUUGUGCAAACACCACUUACGGUUGCUGUCCUGAUGGUAUCGCUAUUGCAAAUGGCGCCAACUUUGAAGGAUGCGGUGUCAUCAAUUUCGAAAAUUGCAGCGCAUCUUACUUUGGAUGCUGUUCUGACGGAGUUUCCGCGGCUCUCGGGCCGGACAGCUAUGGUUGUCGCAUGCCAUGCCAUGACAGUGCUUACGGAUGCUGCGAGGAUGGAAUAACGCCAGCACAUGGUCCGAAUAAUGAAGGUUGUUGUUUAUCAACCCCAUACAAGUGCUGUCCGGACAACAGUCUGCCAGCCCGUGGACCAAAUUUCUAUGGCUGUGGUUGCCAAUACACGAGAUUCGGCUGUUGCCCUGAUAAUUCGACGGCAGCUCGCGGACCAAAUAACGAGGGUUGUGGCUGCCAAUACACGCCUCAUGGUUGCUGCCCGAAUCGGUUUACUCCCGCCAGCGGAUCCAAUUUUGAAGGAUGUCCAUGUUACACUUACCAGUUUGGAUGCUGUCCCGACGGUAUUACUGUCGCCAAAGGCUCCCAUGGUCAAGGUAACUCCACGAUCAACAUACGUACAAUCUUUUGUAACGCAUUGUAUAUAAUGUUUACAGGUUGCGGAUGCGAAAACACGGAAUAUAAAUGUUGUUCGGAUGGUAGAACGCCAGCCAAAGGACCAAACUUUGCGGGAUGCACCUGUGACGCAUCGCAAUAUGGAUGCUGUUCGGACGGAAUCGAGGAAGCUCAAGGAGAGAACUUUGAAGGUUGCCUCACAGUACCUUCGAUGCCUGGUGCCGCAUGCGGUUUGAAGAAAGACAGAGGCUCAUGUCGAGAUUUUACAGUCAAGUGGUUCUAUGAUACCGACUACGGCGGUUGUUCAAGAUUCUGGUACGGCGGCUGCGAGGGUAAUGACAAUCGAUUCAAAACACAGGAAGAGUGCAAAGAAGUUUGCGUUCAACCAAAAGGAAAAGCUGCCUGCUUUUUACCAAAAAUUGCUGGACCUUGCGAAGGGUAUCAUCCAACGUGGUAUUAUGAUGCUGGCAGGAAACAGUGCGGUCAAUUCGUUUAUGGUGGUUGCCUCGGCAAUGCUAACAAGUUUAAAACAAGGGAAGAGUGCGAAGAACUUUGCGUCACACCGGACGAUAUUGAUCCUUGCGAUCAGCCGAAAGAAGCAGGUCCUUGUGCAGGCAAUUUCACAAAAUGGUACUUCAACCGAGAAUCGCAGAUUUGCGAACAAUUCGUAUACGGUGGUUGCAAAGCGAAUAACAACAAUUUCCCAACAGAAAUCGCUUGUCAUCAACAAUGCUUGCAGCCGGGUCGAAGGAAAGAUAUUUGCAUGUUGCCGCGGGCGGAGGGUACAUGCAUGGAGAAGCAAUCUCGGUGGUAUUUUGAUCAAUCGGAGAAUCGCUGCAUGCCAUUCUAUUACACUGGCUGUAAUGGCAAUAAAAAUAACUUUGAAUCUAGAGACGCAUGCGAGUCUGAUUGUCCAUCUAAAAUUGAACAAGAUGUCUGCCUUCUGCCUGCUCUCUUGGGAGAGUGCCGUAACUACACACAACGAUGGUACUACGAUUCCUAUGAGCAACACUGCCGACAGUUCUAUUACGGUGGAUGCGGCGGGAAUGAGAAUAAUUUCGUAACUGAACACGACUGUGUCAACAGGUGUGAAGCGGCCGUCACCACACCGCCUCCACCAAGACAAGUCGAGUUCCGGUUAGAACUUUGCUUCUUGCCCGAUGAACACGGUCCCUGCUCUGAGAAUCAAAUCAAAUGGUUCUACGAUAGUCGUGAUGGUGUUUGCAAACAAUUCCGGUACGGUGGCUGUCAGAGUAAUGGCAACAAUUUCAAUACUCGCGAGGAGUGCGAGUAUCGUUGCGGAGAAGUUCAAGAUCCUUGCAUUCUACCAGAGGUGAUUGGUCCUUGUAAUGGUUUCGUGAAGCAAUUCUACUAUGACAAACGCACCGAUUCUUGCUACGAGUUCGAGUAUAGCGGCUGUCAAGGCAAUAAGAAUCGCUUCCAGGAUAGAGAAUCUUGCGAGAGGAAAUGUAGACGGCAAACGGCCGUGAUUAUACCACCGGAGAUUCCUCCAACAUUUGCUACGAUUACUCCGCCGAUUGGAGAACCGAAAAGUACGAUUUGCUUGGCGCCAGUUGAGUCUGGCGAUUGUAAUGAUAGCAUCACUGCGUAUUACUACGAUGCUCAACGUCAGACGUGUCAGGCAUUUAUUUAUGGUGGAUGUGGUGGAAAUGCCAAUAGAUUUCAGACCGAAGAACAGUGUGAGCGACUCUGUGGCAAAUUUCACGGACAAGACAUGUGUAAUCUCGCUGUGGAUUCCGGGCCAUGCAGAGGCGCUUUCCACAAAUAUUAUUAUGAAUCAGGUUUACGUGCGUGUCGUGAGUUCAUUUACGGUGGAUGCGACGGUAACGCUAACAGGUUCAGUACAAUUUCUGAAUGUGAGUCUAUUUGCAUACAUCACGAAGAACCUGUAUCUCCCGGAAAUGACACCAGUGUUUCAAAUUUGUCAAUCUGUAAAGAACCAGUUGAUAGUGGCUCUUGCACAUCCGGUGCCACAAAGCGAUUCUAUUUCGACGAAGAACGCCAAACGUGCCGGGCGUUUAUCUAUACCGGAUGUGGUGGCAAUCGCAACAGAUUCAAGACUUUUGAAUCUUGCAUUAAUACUUGUCUUAGGACGAGUAACGAAAUAGAUGUGGAUUCGAAGGAUACGAAAGAUCGAUGCGCGGAGGCCAAAGAAGAGUGUAAUAUUAUCCGUUGUCCGUAUGGUAAGGAGCAAUAUGUGGAUUCGCAGGAUUGCGAACGCUGUCGUUGCGUCGAUCCUUGUAGGACGAUGAUCUGUCGUGAGAAUACUCGAUGCGCCAUUAGGCUAAUCGCUACGCAAGAUGGCACAGAAUACGAAGGCAUUUGUCAAUCGAUCGCUAAACCCGGUCAUUGCCCAAAAGUAUCCAACAGCACGAGAUGUGAGCAAGAAUGUGUCACGGAUGCAGAUUGUCCCGGAGAAUGGAAAUGUUGUAACAGUGGCUGUGGUACAUCCUGUUUGGAACCCGCACCAGAAGAACUUUUGACAACGACAUCACGGCCUACUGUUACCUUACCGCAAUACGGUGCUGAACCUGCGAUGAUUCAACAACCCGAAGAACCUCAUGUUAGUGCGCAAGAAGGUGGUUAUGUUACAUUGAAAUGUAUCGCACUAGGAACUCCGAAACCAAUCGUUACAUGGAGAAAGGAUACUACAUUGAUUGGACCUUCAGAGAAAAGACGACGUAUAUUACUCGAUGGAUCUCUUCAGAUCACUAAUUUAUAUACUUACGAUAGAGGAACUUAUGUGUGUACUGCUGAUAAUGGUUUAGGGCCACCAGUAAGAGCAGAGUAUCAACUGGACAUCACAGAACCAAGCAAUCUUACGGCCGCUAUCAUCGGAGAGCCCGAUACUCGCAUAACGGUGACAAUGAACUCGCCGAUAGUUCUGCAUUGUUAUGCCUUAGGAUGGCCAAGGCCAUUCGUUACUUGGUGGCGUGGUGACGAAAUAUUGCCUAUGACUUCGGACAGUUACGAGCAAGACACCGAUUAUGGUCUUCUUAUACGCUCGGUAACUCUAACCAGCCUCGGCAUUUACACUUGCCAGGCGUAUAAUGGCAUCGGUACAGCGGCUUCUUGGUCGACAACCUUGCAAGCGAUCGGCCCCGUCUACAAUGUUAAACCCGAACACGAAGAGUACACCAAGUAUCUCGUCCAACCACCGAAGAGACCCACUACUGAAAAACCUCAGUAUCCUUACAGACCUACCAGAACACAAUCUCCCGAGCAUCAGACUUACGCUCCCGUUUAUUCCUCGAGACAACCACCUCACAUCCCUCGUGUUAUUCCUCUUGAAACUACCACUACCAUCGAAUCCGGUAGCGCUAAAUUCAAAGUGCCAGUCAAAGUCAAUGUGUCGGCAGAACAAUUGCAAUUCCCUGAAGGCAGUGACAUAAGCAUCGCUUGCACCGUCGACGGUUAUCCGAUCCCACGUGUACUUUGGUAUAAGGAUGAUGAACUUAUUCGAACCAACAAUCGAAUAAAGAUUUCUGAGCUCAAUCGACUUGUCAUUAGCGAUGCAAGUCGGGAGGAUUCUGGUCGAUAUCGGUGCGAAGCAGCCAAUGAAUUUUCUUCAGAUUCUAAUAGCGUUGAUAUACGCGUAGCUGGUAUCUUUAUUCAUCCCCAUUGCCAGGAUAAUACGUUCUUUGCCAAUUGCGAGCUCAUUGUGGCGGCAAAGUAUUGCACACACAAGUACUAUGCAAAGUUUUGCUGCCGAUCGUGCACAGAGGCUGGUCAGUUACCGGCGAGAGGACCUCGUAUCGACAUUAACUCGAGGAGAAGAAGGAGAUCUAUUCCGCCAAUGCUUGUAUAAGACGCCAAAUCGACUUUUCGGUAUUUCCGACACACGUGAUAGUACAUAUCGAUGCCGAGACUACGGGUCAUAGCAGGAUUCGCAAUAGAGAAAAAUGAAGAAAACAAAAAUAAUUGCGCGUACCUGCCCUUAUCGGACGUGCCGGAUAAUCGAUUUGUUAAAUCACUGCCAAAGCCUUAGAGCGUUUAUACAUAAAUAUAAUAUAUGUAUAUGUAUCUCCAUCUAAAACGUGCGAAACCCGCGAUAUCACGUGCGAUUUCGUUCUUCAACGUACGUUUCUAUCCAUGUAUAUACGAUCUGACGCUGAAUCCUAGUCCGACGGAGCCAUAUUAGAUGGGAUAAUUAACUUGUUUUUAAGAGACCAGUGGAAACGUCGCGACCGUGCGCGUAUCGGACACCCCGCGACUUAUCAAAGUCCAACCAAUAUCGACUGAUUAAGAACGUAAUUUUGCGGAUUGUAUUAUCGAAUAUGCAGGAAAUAUAUUCUUUCCAACUGGCGUUAAUUCUUUUAAAUCUUGUAAUAUAUUUUAUGUGUCGCCAUAAUAACUGUAAUAUUUGACGAGCCAAGUAACUAUAGUAGAAUAGUUGUGACAAUUUAUAGCAGUGCACCCGUAAUAACCCGUGUGAAUCUUGUGAAUUUCUCUCUGUGAAAUUAACAGCAAAACUUUUGGUAAUUCCUGCACAAUUUUGAAAAUACGAUCUGGACAGUCUUCAUAUCGGCGUGAGACGAUAUAGCAUAGCCAUUCCUUUCUUACGCAGCGUAGGAUUAGUGCGCACGAUAUGAUGAUAUGAGAAACGACGAUAUAUGAAGUAAAGUAUAGAGCGAGAGAGAGAAAAUUAUCUAACAAAUAAAUUGAGUUUAAUCCUUUUUUUGAAUGCACUAUACUACGUAAUUAAAAAACGAACUUGUACCUAUUUGUAUUAAGUGUACGUGCACACGUUAUGUUGUAUGUACAAU
This is a messenger RNA of Wasmannia auropunctata (little fire ant), 9388 nucleotides long. It is a transcript of the gene Ppn, whose product is annotated as papilin. The transcript has 38 exons. NCBI's taxonomy places the organism in Eukaryota, Metazoa, Arthropoda, Insecta, Hymenoptera, Formicidae. Gene Ontology annotation, biological process: extracellular matrix organization. The record is from RefSeq and is a predicted model, not a curated record. Gene Ontology annotation, molecular function: serine-type endopeptidase inhibitor activity. Gene Ontology annotation, cellular component: extracellular region. The coding region runs from base 442 to 8430 and encodes 2662 amino acids.